CUUGUUCGGGCGGGUAACAUUACCAAGAUGGCGGCACCCUCAGCUGCGAGCGCCGUGGACGUUCAGACUCGAUUCGGCCACUCGGUGAAGGGUCUGUUGACCGAGAAGGUGACCAGCUGCGGCACGGAUGUCAUCGCCCUCACCAAACAGGUGUUGAAGGGUUCGCGGAGCGCCGAGUUCUUAGGACAAGCUGCCAGAAACAUGGUGAUGCAAGAGGAUGCCAUUCUGCACUCAGAAGAUAGUUUAAGGAAAAUGGCCAUUAUAACUACUCAUCUGCAGUACCAGCAAGAAGCUAUUCAGAAAAAUGUUGAACAGUCUUCAAAUUUGCGCGACCAACUGACUCACCUUCUGAAAUGAAGAGAGACUGUUGCACGGUGUUAAAGAGCUGAUAGAAACCACUGAGAAAAUACAUGUCUGAGGAUUUAUGGAGACCCUUCCUCUAUUCCUUCUUCACCAAAUGCACUAUGGGACUGAUCUCAUCCCCAAAUAAUCUGCCGGUUUGUAAUGAUGCAAAGUGUACAUUGCACAGUGUACAAGAUUCUGACCUGCAAAUGGAGGAAACUCUUGGAUUUUUUCCAUCGCCAAUUUUGCAGUUAUAAAAAGCUGGCUAUUUUAAUGUAUCUAAUUGCAGACUGCAAUCCCAUGUGUGCAUAUUUUUAAUGGAUUAAUUUUUCCAAGGAUUUACACUUCUGGAGAUCACAAAUGAAAUAUAUCUUGUUUUGUUUUAGAGUGCUUUAAAGGAUGAAACUCUUCUCUGUUCAGAGCUCAGUCAGAUUAAUCAGUAGGCUGAAAUUUUUCAUAUUUCAGGGCUGAGGAAUACAAUCUCAUGGUAGUUGGAUGAGCACUAGAAAGCUGUUUGAAAAAGCUGCAUGCAGGUGGUUCCCUGUGUAUGGUUAUUGUGUGUAGGUUCAACCAUCACUUUGUACUGGCAUUUUGCAUCCCUGAGUAUGAAAAUCUAUCUAGUUUUACUACCUAAGUAAUUAAAGAAAGAGUUAGAGGACUGGAAUUUCCCCCCUCCCAACUUGGUCUUUGUUUAGUGGGAGCUGAGUGUGCAGAGAUGAAAUUUGACAGCUUGUUUAGAUUUUCUUUAAAAGACUAAGUUCAGCCAAUUUGCAAAUAAAUCAAUCUCUAUACAUCAAUAUGUAUAGCUGCCAAUGGUUUCUAAUUUAAGCUGCAAUCCUGUGCACAUUUAUCUGGGAAUAGUCCCCACUGAACACAUGGAACUUAACUUUUGUAUUAAUAUGCAUGGGAUUAUACUUUAAAUUUAUUUCCCCUUAUUUCUUAAUGUAGUUUUAGCUACAUGAGUGUGAGCUGUUCUGAAACUACUUGAGUGUGUAUAUUUCCUUUGCAGAAAGUGUUUGAAAGAGGUCCCUUAAGUCUGUACAUCUGCUGUCAGUUUUGGCCUUGGGCUACAUUCCUAAGCACUCACUGCUAUUACGGCUCUUGAUUAAGCAGCCUUGGCUUCAUUAUGUAAUAUCCUACAGAACCAGCAAUCUAUUCAGAUAUACAGCUGCAGAUGUACGUGCAAUAUCUUAUUUAUACAGUGCUGUGGCUUGAACCAAUUUAAAGCCCAUGGGAAACAGAACUGAUCUAAAAUAUGUAUUUAAAAUAUAUUUGCAUUUCCUUUUUGUUUGUAUUUUGUUCAGAGAACGGUACUCAUGCUUCAUUGACAAAUUGCAAAAAACUGAAGGAGCGAAGUAUUUUGUACACAAAAUCAGGCAAUAUAUGUUACGAUUGCUGUACCUCUUGCUCUUUUUGAGCAAGAACCAGUUAAAUAUAUAUCUGUGGAUAAGA
Molecule: messenger RNA, 1794 nt
Organism: Podarcis muralis (Common wall lizard)
Lineage: Eukaryota; Metazoa; Chordata; Lepidosauria; Squamata; Lacertidae
Gene: BORCS7
Product: BLOC-1 related complex subunit 7
Cellular component (GO): BORC complex
Source: RefSeq, a predicted model, not a curated record